This is a messenger RNA of Schistocerca cancellata (South American locust), 3823 nucleotides long. RefSeq names its product Y+L amino acid transporter 2 (gene gb). The record is from RefSeq and is a predicted model, not a curated record. Bases 376 to 1857 code for a protein of 493 amino acids. Gene Ontology annotation, cellular component: membrane. The transcript has 12 exons. Gene Ontology annotation, biological process: amino acid transmembrane transport. Gene Ontology annotation, molecular function: L-amino acid transmembrane transporter activity. Lineage: Eukaryota; Metazoa; Arthropoda; Insecta; Orthoptera; Acrididae.
AAGAAAGGUUAUGUGUGUUAAUUAAAAUGCCCUUUCUUUUAUUAAUCGCCGUUCCUAUUGUUCCUGUCUCAUCCAUAUAUGAAGCGCUCGAUGUUCACUUCCGAACUGGCCUCAAUUCAUGCAUCUCUUAGUAAUUGUGUGCUUGUCUCGAAGAAUUUGUUUUGGAAAUUUGGCUGAUGCAAUACACGCCAAAUUUGCAGUGAUGCACAAGUGCAUUGUGGUGUAAAGCACAGCGCUGUAACUGAUUAUGUCAUCGUACUUUUAAGGCGGCAAAUCUAAACACUCAGAAUUCCCAUUGAUACAUCUACCAAGUGCUAUAGUCUACAACUUGCUUGCCGUGCAAUAGCUGAGCAAAAACGCAUCCAGUGAGGGAAGAUGACUACCACGCCGAUGCUGAACUCCCCCGUGGAGGCGGGUGCCACGACACCUGUCGGCGGGCAGAAGCCGGAAGUCCACGAAAACGUCCAUCUCAAGAAGCAGCUGGGCCUCCUCGAGGGAGUCGCCAUCAUCCUGGGAAUCAUUUUUGGUUCGGGGAUCUUCAUCUCCCCGAAGGGUGUGAUCCAGGACAUGGGCUCUGUUGGCGGCUCACUGAUCGUCUGGACCCUGUGUGGUCUCCUGUCAAUGAUCGGAGCUCUCUGCUACGCAGAACUCGGGACAUCUAUCCCCAAAUCUGGUGGCGAUUAUGCUUAUAUUCAUGAAGCAUUUGGCCCACUGCCUGCGUUCUUGUAUCUCUGGGAUGCAAUUUUAAUUUUUGUGCCUACAACAAAUGCCAUCAUGGGUCUGACAUUUGCAAGUUACGCCAUUCAGCCAUUUUUCCCAAACUGCUCAGUACCUGAUGCUGCAGUUAGAAUGAUUGCAGCUGUCACCAUAUGUUUCCUGACGUUCAUGAACUGUUAUGAUGUCCGCAAGACUAGUCGAAUGCAAAACCUGUUUAUGUUCACUAAGAUUUUGGCACUAGUACUUAUUAUCAUUGCAGGGUUGGCCUAUCUUUUUAUGGGUAACACUGAAAAUUUCAAUAAUCCCUUUGAAGGUUCCCACUCGGAUCCGGGCAGGAUUGCUGUGUCCAUUUAUUCUGGUAUAUUUUCCUACUCUGGAUGGAAUUACUUAAACUUCAUGACUGAAGAGCUGACGAAUCCUUAUGUUAAUUUGCCACGAGCUAUUUACAUAUCCAUCCCGCUGGUGACGUUCAUUUAUGUGCUCGCCAAUGUGGCGUACCUCGCAGUCCUCACUCCGAUAGCGAUGAUCUCCUCCGACGCCAUUGCCGUCACAUUUGCAGACAAAGUCCUGGGACCGAUGUCGUGGAGCAUGCCCCUGCUGGUCGCGCUGUCUGCGUUCGGGGGCCUCAGUGUCCACAUCAUGACGUCUUCCAGGAUGUGCUUUGUCGGUGCCCGGUACGGCCACUUCCCAGCCAUGCUGUCUCACAUCAAUGUCAGGCGCCUCACCCCGACUCCUUCUCUAGUCUUCCUGAAUCUACUUUCGCUCAUCAUGCUGUGCACGAGUGAUGUUCACGUACUUAUAACGUACUCGAGCUUCGUCGAGUCGUUCUUCAUCAUGUUAUCAGUUGCUGGAAUACUGUGGUUGCGCUGGAAGAGGCCUGAAAUGGACAGACCAAUUAAGGUGGCGUUAUGGAUUCCCAUAACUUUUGUGCUGAUAUGCGCUUUCCUCGUCUUCGUGCCAUUCUAUGAGCGCCCGUACGAGGUGGGUAUGGGGGUGUUGAUAACUGUGACAGGUGUGCCAGUGUACUACAUGGGGGUGGUGUGGCAGGACAAGCCUGCCUGGUUCCUCAGUGGCCUCGACAAACUGACCUGCAGUGUCCAGAAAUUAUUCCUGUCUGCCAAAGAAGAGAAAGAAGACUAAUUUUAAUUUCAUGCUGCAGAAAACCAAGGAAAUGUAGUGUUAAAUUAUAAUUAGUUUAAAAACUGAGCUUGGCAAGUACUUUUUUUUAUAUUGCUUGGUUUAUGCCGGAGAUUGACAUGUCGAGGUUUGUAGCAGCCAGGUGGUAGGUAGUGUUUGUCAGACAGUGUAUCUGAUGGCAGUUAAGAAGUGCUAUAUUGCAGUGUGUUACCUAAUUUAAUUUAGUCAGUGUAAUAUUUCAUAUUUUAAGUUUUAUGUAUUUGGUCUUCGCUGUGCGAGGAUAUUGCACAAUUGAUCAUUAACUACUGAGUAUGGCAUCACAACUUAGUUUUACCAAAAAAUAAGAAUCAUAUUUUUUCUGAUUCUCUUAACAGUUUUAGCAGAUCUCCUCAAAGAAAGGCACUUCUCAUUACAGAACAUUUUGACUUUGUAGCAGGAGCAUAUUUUACAAGUUUAAGUGCCAAUUUUGCCUCUGUUUUGGAUGAUCUGAUAUUCAUUUAUGUUAUAUUGUUUUAUUGUUUACGAUAAUGCUUGUAUGGAUGUGACACAUACCAUCAUUUAGUAUUAAGCCCAUUUUAGUGAUGAGUGGACAGUAUUUUUCAUGCAAAACUGUAAAUUAUAUUUUCAUUUUAAUGUAGUUUGUUUGAUGUAUUAUUAGUCUUGUGUGUUCUCAGUUGUAUGGUGAACUUAUGAUUUUAAUAUUAUUUUUGUGUCAGCAGACCUCUGCUGUUGGUCUGGGGAAAAUAAUACCUUGAACCAAUGUAAGCAACAAGGCAUAAGUAUGUGUGGUGUGUUACUGUUUAAAAAAAAAUGCUCAUUGUACAAAAAGCUAUGACAUACUACCUUUUUUAUGUUGACAAUUCAGAAAUUAAGUUACACUUUUAAAAGUAACAUUGUACUAUAACAAAUUUAUCAAAGAAUUGGAAAACUAAGUUUUAAUGGCUGAAAGUCUUUCUUCAGAGUGCUGCACUUGAGAUCUUACAUAGAAAUGGAUAGCUGCUGUUUUUGCCAUAAAAUAAUAUCCACUGUCUCUGACUCUGUAAUGCAACAUCUUGUCAUCUUUCCAGACAGAACUUACUUUGCAGCAGGAUGCGUGCUAUUUUGAAACUGUUUCAGGAAGUAAUGCUUUCUCAGCUGCAGUUGACUUAUUUAUUCCAUCAUAACCAGUUGUGAUCCUAUCAUCCAGGCUUGAAAACUGUAAAGAGAUAACAAAAUAUGGAACUGAAUGACAGGUAUACAUGUGUGUGUGGAAACCAAACCAUAAGUUUCCAUCAUAUUAACCCUCAAAUGAAGGGUUAGCUCACAUCUAAAAUGAUAUUAUGACAAAAUUUUAGUCAGCUGCAGCUGUGGACAUUUAUAUCAUGAAAUAAUAAUAUCAGUGUGGAAUCAUGAUGAUUUUCUUUACAAAGUGGGCAUCAUCAUGAAAUUAACUCACAGAUUUCCAUGUGCCAAACUGGCUGUGAAACUUGGAUUCAUGAAUUUUGUGAACAACGAUUCUAGUCGCUAACUUAUCCUGAAACAACUUAUGAUAGAGCUGAAAGCUUCAGACAGUUUCAGAGUUUAGGGCUUGGAUGUUCAGCCAGUAAGAGCAUUGCCAACAAAAGACUUAGCUCUGAGAUUGAUUCUUGGUCUAGCACACAGUUUUAAUCUUCUUUACUUUGAUGGUAGGUUUUUGUGUUUCCAUUUUUGUGCACUUGUUUAUAUUCCUAAUUUUCAGUUUUAUUUCUUUCGCUACCACACUCUUGGGUAACAAUGUGUUUUCAGAAUGGAUAUUCUUAGCUGAAAGCAGAAAUACCAGGACAAAAUACGGAGCCUGUUUGCAGACUUUGUUGGGUUCAGUGUCUGAGUGACUUCUAAAUUUGCCCUCCCUGUUCAUGUGUGCCCUUGUGGAAUUUGUGAUCAAUAAUACGGAUUCAUUAAAAAGAACACUCUCUCUCUCUCUCUCUCUCUCUCUCUCUCUCUCUCUCUC